AUGGCAACCGCAAUGGACAUACCAAUCGCAGGCUGGAUCAGACCCGACAACGCCCUACACCUUGCCAUCUCCUUCGCCACCCUCUACGUCCUCUAUCACACCAUCCAAACAAUCUACAUCGCCUACUUCGGCCCGCUAUCAGCAUUCCCAGGCCCCAAACUACGAGCUCUGAGCCGCCUCCCGCGCAUUAUAACUCUAGUCAAAGGCACCGAGCCUGUCGACUUCCCAGCUCUGCACAAGCAGUACGGACCCAUCGUACGCAUCGCCCCGGAUGAGCUAUCAGUAAACACGGGCGCAUCAGGCUGGAAAGAUCUCCAUGGGUUCAAGAAACCCGGUCAGAACCACCCUUUCAAGGAUCCGUUCUUCUACGGCAAGCCGUUCAACGGAGUCGACUCCCUCAUCACAGCGAAUGAUGCCAAUCACACUCGUCAGCGUAAGCUAGUCUCGCAUGCCUUUGCGGAUAAGUCCCUGCGGGAUCUGGAACCGAUGUUGAAGCAGUGGGCCGGGACGAUGAAGGAGAAGCUGGGCGAGAAGGCUGCGGCUGGAGAGAGCGUGGAUAUGUUGAAGUAUUACAACAGCACGACGUUCGACAUUAUGGGCGACCUCUCUUUCAACGAAGGCCUCAACAUGCUCGAAGACGGCGAAUACUCCAGCUGGGUCAAAGCCAUCUUCCUCGGUAUCAAGAACGCAACGUUCCUCCGCGCGAUCAAGAUCUCGUCCUGGAUUGGGAAGUAUCUGGUAGAUGAAUGGCUGUUCAAGAGUGAGACGGUUCGAGUCAAGCAAGCCGAGCAUUGGAACUAUACCAAAGAGAGAGUCAAUCGACGACUGGCGAAGACGCCUGUACGAGCGGAUCUGUGGAGUAAGAUUUUGGAGAAGAGCAGCGGGCCUGAUGGGUUGACGACUGAGGAGCAUCAUUCUCUGGGCGCUCUCCUUAUGGUCGCCGGAACCGAGACCACGGCGACGGCGCUCAGCGGUGUUACCUACUACCUCUUGCGAAACCCCGAAUACCUCAAGAAACUCACGCAGGAGAUUCGCGAGAGCCAUUCGAGCUUCGACGACAUCACGCUGGAGUCCAUCGCUCGGCUGAAGUAUCUCCACGCCGUCCUGCAAGAGGGCCUACGAUGCUACCCACCCGUACCCACCGGCCUGAAUCGCCGCGUCCCCAAAGGCGGCGCGACAGUCUCCGGCGUCUUCAUCCCAGAAGACACGUCCAUGAGCAUCCACCAGUUCGCAACGUACCGCUCCGAAGACCACUUCAAGAACCCCUACGAGUUCCACCCUGAACGAUGGCUGGGCGACCCCGAGUACAAGGACGACCAUUUGGUUGCCGUGGAGCCGUUCAGCGUGGGCCCACGGAAUUGCAUCGGCAAGAACCUGGCGUGGCAUGAGAUGCGUUUGCUCCUGUGUACGGCGCUGUUGAGUUUUGAUAUGGAGUUGUGUGAGGAGUCGGUGGAUUGGAAGGAUCAGAAGAUUUAUAUUCUCUGGGAGAAGAAGCCGCUUAUGUGCAAGUUGAAGCCAGCCCAGAAGUAG
Molecule: messenger RNA, 1530 nt
Organism: Zasmidium cellare ATCC 36951
Lineage: Eukaryota; Fungi; Ascomycota; Dothideomycetes; Mycosphaerellales; Mycosphaerellaceae
Exons: 5
Coding region: 1-1530 (509 amino acids)
Molecular function (GO): heme binding; oxidoreductase activity, acting on paired donors, with incorporation or reduction of molecular oxygen; iron ion binding
Source: RefSeq, a predicted model, not a curated record